This is a messenger RNA of Sycon ciliatum, 987 nucleotides long. RefSeq names its product serine-aspartate repeat-containing protein I-like. NCBI's taxonomy places the organism in Eukaryota, Metazoa, Porifera, Calcarea, Leucosolenida, Sycettidae. The record is from RefSeq and is a predicted model, not a curated record. The transcript is spliced from 3 exons.
AUGGAGAUAGAGACAGAGAGGAAGACGGAGACGGAGACUGGGACAGAGACAAAGACAGAGGCUAAGACAGAGAGUUGGAGACAGAGAGGAGACGGAGUCAGAGACGGAGACAGAGACAGAGAGGAGACGGAGUCAGAGACGGAGAAAAGAGACAGAGACAGAGACAGAGACGGAGACAGAGACAGAGACAGAGACGCACACAGAAACAGAGACGGGGACGGAAACGGAGACGGGGACAGAGACAGAGACAGAGAGAGAGGCAGUGAUAGAACAGAGACAGAGAGAAAGGCAGUGAUAGAACAGAGACAGACAUAUACGCAGAGGCAGAGACAGAGGCAGAGACAGGAACAGGCACAGGGAAAGAGACAGAGGCAGAGAUCGGGCAGAGACAGAGACAAAGACAGAGAAAGAGACGGAGACGGAGACGGAGACGGAGAUGGAGACGGAGGCGGAGGCGGAGACGGAGACGGAGACGGAUACAGGGACAGGGACAGGGACAGGGACAGAGAAAGAGACAGAGACAGAGACAGAGACAGAGACUGAGACAGAGAAAGAGACUGAGACAGGGAUAGAGACAGAGACAGAGACAGAGACGGAGACAGGGAUAGAGAAAGAGAUAGAGAGACAGAGACAGAGACAGAGACAGAGAAGGAAACAGAUGCAAGGACAGAGACAGAGACAGACAAAAAGACAGAGACAGCGACAGAGCCAGAGACAGAGGCAGAGGCAGAUGCAGAGGCAGAGGCAGAGGCAGAUUCAGAGGAAGAGGCAGAGGCAGACACAGACGCAGAGGCAGAGGCGGAGGUGGAGGCGGAGGUGCAGGCGGAGGCGGUGGUAGGUGCAGGGGGAGAGGUAGAGGCAGGGGCAGAUGCAGAGACAGGAAAAGAGGCUGACGCAGAGGCAGAGGCAGACGCUGACGCAGAGGCGGAGGUGGAGGCGGAGGUGCAGGCGGAGGCGGCGGCAGAGAUAGGCGCAGGGGAGAGGUAG